Molecule: messenger RNA, 349 nt
Organism: Paramecium pentaurelia
Lineage: Eukaryota; Ciliophora; Oligohymenophorea; Peniculida; Parameciidae
Source: the annotation of a GenBank genome assembly
AUGUGGCAUCCUUUCUUUUUGACUGGAAAAAUCCCUUGUAGUGCAAGGUUCCCAUUCGACUUACAUUAAUGUUCUAGUGCUAACUUCCAGAUUCAGAAAGCUCUACAUCAUAGUGGAAUGAUCAUCAUAUUUUAAUUCCAUCAUUGGUUUGAAUUCCCAUCAAACAAAAUGAGGAACAUGAACUUGCAGAAUUAAGAAAACAUGAGUUUACGACCAUCUUAUAAUUAGAAAGUCCAGGUAUUAUUUCCUCCUUUAAUGAUAGCUUUCAAUUAGAAGGCAGAAAUAAAUAGAUCUUAAGGGAGGUUCACAAAAGUGUACUUAUACUAACUAAUUCCAAAGCCAGCUAUGA